Messenger RNA from Rodentolepis nana, 1086 nucleotides. The record is from the annotation of a GenBank genome assembly. Lineage: Eukaryota; Metazoa; Platyhelminthes; Cestoda; Cyclophyllidea; Hymenolepididae.
AUGUGGGCUGGUAACUCUAAUUCGAGUGGUGGCUUGUUCCAUACAUCCUCUGAUAAUAAUUCUCAAUACGUCACAUUUAAUGGAAAUAGUGGACUGCAUUUAAAUUCCUCACAAUCUGUCCCAAGCUUAGUCAACAACGAGGAUCGCUCAAGAACAAAUCUCAUCAUCAAUUACUUGCCUCAGCGGUUCGACCAGCAUGAUCUGCAUAGCCUUUUCGAACAGAUAGGUUCAAUAAGACAAUGCAAACUAAUCAGGGAUAGGGUAACUGGAGCCAGUCUUUGCUAUGGCUUUGUCGACUAUAUUGAACCUGAAAAUGCCCAGAAGGCUAUCAAUACAUUUCAUGGAUAUGAAAUAGAGGGGAAAAGGUUGCGCGUUGCUUAUGCCUGCUCUGGAGGGCGCAGAAGUGCUGCAAAUAAUCGUAAUAAUAAUAAGUCGCCUAGUGAAAAUAUUAUUGGCUGGGAGUUUUACAUAUUCGGUGUACCCUUGGCCACAAGUGAUCACGAUAUUAUGAAAAAUUGCCGUGAGUACGGCAAUGUUUUGCAAUUCAAGGAAAUUUCAGUUCAAGACAUCUCGCAAAUACUUCACCCACGGAGCUGUUGCGGAAUUGAAAUCACUCCUGAGACUUAUGAAAGGCUUCGCAGCGCUGCCUUUCAAAACCAUUGCAGAAAUAUUAUGAUCAUAUAUGAGGAGAAGAGAAGCUGUGAAACGCUUAUGCAAAAACUCAGUGGAGCAACUAACAGGGAUAAUACUCGGGUCGUCUGUUUCCUCGGUAACCCUGUUACUAGGGAAAUGGGCGUGAUGCUCAUUAAUCAAAGUCAAGGAAUUAGUUGUAUUCCUGCUCUUCGCACCAAUAACGUCCUGUCAAAUACACUUACCGAUGGUCUAGCUACGCUUAAUUUGAAUGGCUCUGUAGCUUCAGAACUUAAAGUGCCUCUAAGAGUUCAACUUCCGGAGAUCGUUGAAAGGCCCAAUGCAAUUCCUUCUCAAACCAGCUCCUUUGGUUCAAGACUUCACAGUGGCGGCUUCAUGGAUUUCGACUUUCGAUCAACGGUGCACACGGUCGGAUGUGGCAUUCCCAUCUACUAA